AUGCGGUUACUCGACCUGACAUUAUUGUUUAGCGCGGCCGCGCUGGUCGCCGGCCAAGCUUCUGACUUCGAUGAUGACGACGACGACGAGGCGCCCCGGGAACCAACGGUCUUCAACGGGAAACAGGUCCCGCCAAUGGUCGAGUUGACGCCCGACAAUUGGGAGAAAGAACAUAAGGCGACCAAGUACUUGAUGGUGAAGCAUUACAGCCCGUACUGCCCGCAUUGUAUUGAAUUUGCCCCGACCUACCAGACGUUGUACGAAUUCUACUACACCUCAUCCCCCGCCGGGGAUUCGGCCGCGUCCACCGAUUUUACCAACUUCUACGACUUUCGGUUUGCGGAUAUCAACUGCGUUGCUUACAGCGAUCUUUGCUCACAACACAAAGUAUCGUCAUGGCCAAACACGAUUCUCUACGAGAAUGGUGAACCCAUUGCCACCGUCAAGGGCGGUAAACCUAUGGAGGUUCUGAGCGAGGCUGUGGAGAAUGCCCUAGAGAAAGCUAAGCCAGGAUCUCGUCCCGCCAAGAUUCUGUUGCCCGAGCCUGGUGCCGUUGUCUCACCCGACUUCGCCGACACGACCGUUGGACAGUCGACCUCUAACGCGGAAACAUCAAAGGAACUAAAGGACCAGAAAGCUAGGGCCGAUGAGGCUGCUGCACCUGCCCCAACUCCUCAAGGUGCGGAUGCCGGCGAGGCUGCCCAGGCCGAGGAAUCGACCACCGCCAAGUAUGCUCCCGUAGCGUUCGACCCGCCUGCACAGCGAGUCAUCACGCCUAAAUCGACCCCGAACCCGAACGGCGAAUCAGUUCCCCUGACGGCCGAAACCUUUCGCAGCGAAGUUACUAUGACGGCCGACCCUUGGUUCAUCAAGUUCUACGCUCCAUGGUGCCACCACUGCUUGAAGGUCAAGCCAAACUGGGAUCAGCUAGCUAAGGAAGUGAAGGGGCGGUUGAAUAUUGGGGAGGUGAACUGUGACGCCGAACUCAAGCUGUGCAAGGAUGCCGGCGUCAAAGGUUACCCAACUUUCCUAUUUUAUCGGGCUGGCGAGCGGGUUGAGUACCCCGGCCUCCGCGGUGUGGGCGAUUUCAUCCAAUACGCGGAGAAGGCCAUCGACCUCGCUAGUGGUAUUCCGGAUGUGGAUGCGGAAGCAUUCGAGGCGCUUGAACAGAAGGAGGAGGUCAUCUUCCUGUACUUCUACGAUCACGCAACCACAACUGAGGAUUUUAAUGCCCUCGAGCGCCUGUCGCUCAGCCUGAUUGGCCGCGGGAAGCUAGUUCGGACACGAGACGUCCGGCUAUACGACCGGUUUAAGAUCACCACCUGGCCGCGGCUGCUGGUUUCGCGGGAAGGUCGUGCCACCUACUAUCCACCAUCUUCACCCCGGGAGAUGCGGGAAACCGGCCGGCUGUUGGGCUGGAUGAGGCGAGUCUGGUUGCCGCUGUUGCCGGAGCUCACGGCCUCGAACGCCCGUGAAGUCAUGGAUGGUAGGAUCGUUGUCCUUGGCAUCUUGAACCGACAGAACGAGGAGUCAUUCCAGGAGGCCAUUCGGGAAAUGAAGAGUGCUGCCAACGAAUGGAUGGACAAGCAGAUCCAGCUGUUCCAGCUGGAACGGCAGGAGCUUCGCGAUGCCAAGCAACUGCGGAUUGAGGAGGCCGAGGACCGGGGAGACUCCCGUGCGCUUCGUAAUGCAAAGAACAUUCGGAUCAACAUGGACCGGUCAGACCGCAAGGAAGUUACAUUCGCUUGGGUUGACGGCACCUUCUGGAAAAAAUGGACACGCGACACCUACGGUAUCGACAUCAAGGAUGGCGAAAGGGUCAUCAUCAACGACGAGGAUAACCGCCGUUAUUGGGACCUAACCAGCACCGGCAACCCGAUCGUACCUUCGCGCACCUCCAUCCUUGAGACCAUCAACAAGGUUACCGCCAACCCACCUAAGCUCAAGCCCAAGCUUACCAUUGGGUUCUUCGAAAAGAUCGUUUUCGACAUCAAGACCACCUUGCGUGAGCACCCCUUCCUCAGCGCGGGCUGUAUCCUCGGCGUCGCAUUCGGUACCAUCUCAUGGUUCCGCAGCCGCGCUCGCAAGGCAAAGGGCGGGCACUUUAAGUUGGAUGACUCGGCCAGCAAAGCGGCGCCGCUUUUGGGGGCCUCGUCGGGCGGAAGUAAGACGGAUUAA
Molecule: messenger RNA, 2178 nt
Organism: Dichotomopilus funicola
Lineage: Eukaryota; Fungi; Ascomycota; Sordariomycetes; Sordariales; Chaetomiaceae
Product: thioredoxin-like protein
Exons: 3
Coding region: 1-2178 (725 amino acids)
Biological process (GO): protein folding
Cellular component (GO): endoplasmic reticulum
Molecular function (GO): protein disulfide isomerase activity
Source: RefSeq, a predicted model, not a curated record